Molecule: messenger RNA, 8022 nt
Organism: Sinocyclocheilus rhinocerous
Lineage: Eukaryota; Metazoa; Chordata; Actinopteri; Cypriniformes; Cyprinidae
Product: serine/threonine-protein phosphatase 6 regulatory ankyrin repeat subunit C-like
Exons: 25
Coding region: 109-3006 (965 amino acids)
Molecular function (GO): protein binding
Source: RefSeq, a predicted model, not a curated record
UAAAAACUCACUCCUCACGUCUAUGAUCGCAACACAAGAUUGUUGUAUUGGUUUCCCAGCCUCGAUUCCUUACUGAUGAGGGACUUACGGCCCGACUGACGCAGGGAGAUGGUACUCAAUAUUUCAGACCAGACGCCUCUGGUCCAGGCCAUAUUUAACCGAAAUGUGGAUGAAGUGAAGUUAUUUUUGCACAAGAAAGAUGAAGUCAAUGCACUGGACCAAGAGCGCCGCACACCUCUUCAUGCUGCUGCCUGGCUGGGGGAUGUUCAUAUAAUGGAGCUUCUCAUCAGCGCAGGUGCGAAUGUCAAUGCAAAGGACCAUGUGUGGCUAACACCAUUGCACAGAGCAGCUGCUUCCAGAAACGAGAGGGCUGUGGGGUUGCUGCUAAGGAAGGGAGCUGACGUUACCGUGCGGGAUAAGUUCUGGCAGACACCACUGCACAUUGCAGCGGCCAACCGAGCCAUGCGUUGCAUCGAGGCCCUGCUGCCCCAUGUGAGCAGCCUGAAUAUGGCCGACCGCACGGGCAGAGCGCCCUUGCAUCACGCUGCUCAGAGUGGAUACCAGGAGAUGGUUAAAUUGCUGCUGAACAAGGGAGCCAAUCUGAGUGCCAGUGACAAGAAGGACAGGCAGCCCAUUCAUUGGGCAGCUUACCAUGGACAUCUGGAUGUGGUUAAGCUGCUGGUGUCUCAGGGCUCGGAUAAGAGCUGUAAGGAUAAGCGUGGAUACACCCCUCUCCACGCUGCUGCUGCCAGUGGCCACGUCGAUGUGGUCAAGUACCUGUUACGCAAUGGAGCCGAGAUUGAUGAGCCUAAUGCCUUUGGAAACACUGCUCUCCAUGUGGCCUGCUACACGGGACAGGAGGCUGUAGCCAACGAGCUGGUCAACCGUGGGGCCAACGUCAACCAGCCCAACCACCGCGGCUACACACCCCUCCACCUGGCUGCCGUGUCCACUAACGGGGCUCUCUGCCUGGAGCUGCUGGUCAACAACGGUGCUGAUGUCAACAUGCAGAGUAAAGAAGGGAAAAGCCCUUUGCACAUGGCAGCCAUUCAUGGACGUUUCACUCGCUCUCAGAUCCUUAUUCAAAAUGGUGGGGAGAUAGAUUGUGUGGACAGAUAUGGCAAUACUCCUCUUCAUGUUGCUGCUAAGUACGGCCACGAGCUGCUUAUCAGCACCUUAAUGACAAACGGUGCUGACACAGCCAGACAAGGGAUUCAUGGGAUGUUUCCUCUACACUUAGCUGUGCUCUACGGGUCCUCUGACUGUUGUCGUAAGCUACUUUCCUCAGGUCAGCUCUACAGCAUUGUGUUGUCAAUGAGUAAAGAACACGUGCUCUCGGCCGGAUUUGACAUCAACACCCCAGACAACUUUGGGAGGACCUGUCUACACGCUGCUGCCUCUGGAGGGAAUGUUGAAUGUCUCAACCUGCUCUUAAGCAGUGGAGCUGACAUGAAUAAGAAGGACAAGUUUGGAAGGACUCCUUUGCACUAUGCGGCUGCUAAUGGUAGGUAUCAGUGUGUGGUGGUUCUGGUAGGAGCGGGGGCGGAGGUCAAUGAGCGUGACCGCUCUGGCUGUACACCUCUACACUAUUCAGCUGCAUCGACUGCGUUCUGCAGAAUGGACCGACCCCAUGCCAGCACCCAUCAGAACCAAGAGGAUGGGGAGAAGGAAUCCUUCCUGUGUGUGGAGCAUUUGUUGGAUAAUGGUGCUGAUCCAUCUCUGUGCAACACUAAAGGAUACAGUGCUGUGCAUUAUGCUGCAGCCCAUGGCAACAAACAAAACCUGGAGCUGCUCACAGUUGUUGAUAUCAUUCUCACUGUUUCUCUCUCUCUUGAUAGAACACCACUAAUGAUGGCAGUGCUGGGGGGACACACUGACUGUGUGCAUCUGCUGCUGGAGAGAGGAGCUUGCCCUGAUAUGAGAGACAGGAGAGGAAGAACAGCCUUACACAGAGGGGCGGUGAUGGGUCGGGAGGACUGUAUAACCGCCCUGCUGUCCCACAGUGUCUCAGUCCUCAGCAGAGAUUUUCAGGGGCGAACCGCAGUCCAUCUGGCCGCUUCUUGCGGCCAUGCUGACAUUCUCUCCAAUCUUCUUUCUGCUGCUGACCACUCCCACCCCCACGACCCAAUCACAGACCGCCACGGCUACACACCCGCACACUGGGCAGCCUAUCACGGUCAUGAAGACUGUUUGGAUGUUUUACUUGAACUUAAACCAUGUAGUAUCCAGGAGGGAAACCCCUUCACCCCACUGCACUGUGCUCUCAUUAAUGGCCAUAGUGGUUCUGCAGAGCUGCUGUUGGAAUCCAGUGUUUGUAAUUCGCUGGUAAACAUCAGGGAUGCCAAAGGAAGGACCCCGCUUCACGCGGCCGCAGUUGCCGAGGACGUGGCUGGGCUGCAGCUGGUUCUGCGGCAUGGAGCUGACAUCAACUCCGUAGACCACUCAGGGCGUUCUGCACUGAUGGUGGCCGCCGACAAUGGCCAAAGCGGUGCUGUGGCCCUACUGCUGCACAGAGCCAAAGCUGACCUGUCCCUCCUGGAUGUGAACAAGAACACUGCCCUGCACCUGGCCUGCAGCAAGGCUCAUGAAAUGUGUGCCAUGCUGAUCUUGAAGGAGAUCCACAACCCUAUCCUCAUAAAUGCAACCAACAGUAUGCUUCAAAUGCCCCUCCACAUUGCCGCCAGGAAUGGUUUGGCCACCGUGGUUCAGGCCUUGCUGAAUCGUGGGGCCACAGUGCUGGCAGUGGAUGAGGAAGGUCAUACGCCAGCCCUGGCUUGCGCAUCCAAUAAAGCUGUUGCCGACUGCCUAGCUCUCAUUCUGUCAACCAUGAAGCCUUCCUCCUCCACGUCCUCCUCGUCCUCACCGUCGUCUCCCAGCCUCAACCUGCUCAAGCACUGUGGCAUCACCGCCGCCUGUCCCCCCCUGCCCAAUGGAGGCCUUCGCCAUGGUUACGUCAAAGAUCGCCAUGGUGCUACUAUCGGCUUGGAUGGCUACUUGACCGAGUAAGGCGUUCUUACUCGCUAAAAAAAAUAAAUAAAGCGUGGUCGCUUGGUUUGGUCCUCUCUACACACCUAGAUAAACCUAUAUGCAAUUACAGCCACACAUCCCUCCUGUGCCAGUAUCAAAGCUUUUCUUCACAUCUCAGUAGAGAGUGAACACGAGAGGACGAAUUUAGCUAUUUAUUUCUAUUUAUUUUCCCCCGCAUCCUUUUCCUCCCACCCCCUGACUCCCAUUUUAGAUGCUGUCCAUUCAGUACGAGUCUAAAAUCUAAAAUUUGAAUCUAAGCCAUCUAUUCGAACCAGUAUCCAUCACUGGCGAGUCAGUCCUUUAUUUCUUCUCCAUUUGCAGUCGAUUCGACUCGGUUCAUGUUAGAAUUAUGCAGCUGUGUGUCUCCAUGGUAACAGUGAUAAUGGAUGGGUUUCCAUAUCAUGCCUCCAAUUUGCGUGAUGCUGUGGCCUUGCAUAGGAAUUUACAGCCUGCCCUGAGGAACAAUUUAAACGGGUUACACUAGAUUUGCAUGAAUUUGCGGGACCAUGUAUUUGAUAGUGGUCUUGUUUGUGUGUGUGCGUGCACGUGUAUGUGUGACAUCCACUUUUGCGCAACAGUCCAAGUUUUUCAUCCCAUACUUGAUUAUUACGUUUCCAGGUUUUUAUGUGAGCUGCAAUCUGAUUUAGCUCAGAUCAGGAAAAACAAACAACCUAACAGAAUCAGAACAGAAGGGAAACCAUACUACCUUAAGCCAAAAGACCAAUGACCUCCUGAGAGAGGGGUCUGAUAUAUAAUGCUUGUUUACUUGUUAGAGAGAAAAGGGAUAGUGUUUGGAUGGGUUUUGAGGUUGAAAAUUCAUAUUAGGUUUACAAUGUAGGUAUUAGGUAGUCCAGAUCACUGUUUGUAGGUAGGCAGAAGAAAGAGGAGUUAAAAGUGUCAUGAUUUUGGCCGUUAAAACAACAUUUUGAAUAUGCUACACUAAGGAAGUAUAGAAAGCACAAACAUUACAGAUGCAAACGUCAUACACAGUACUUGCUCCUUAGGACCUUUGGUUUUAUUUGUUUUGCUUUUUGGGCCUCAUAAAAUGUCUUAAAUUAAAUCUACUGCUUUGCUAUAAUAUUUAGUGUGGAGUUGCUUUCACAGUGCCUACUGAAUUUAGUUUUGUCUACCUAGGGUCCAGUCAGUUAAACACACCAUAUGCGGUCCCUUAAAGUCGUCGAAAUGGUGCUUCGACCAGUGAAACAUGAGUAUUUCACUAAAAUCUGUUAUGAAUUGAUCACCUGAAUAGAUGAACGUGUGAUUCAUAUAUCAGAACCCACUUGGGUUGUUUUAGACUUUGGGGAGUGUGUAUAUGUCGAGUGUUUAUGCUGACUGGACCUUUUUUAUAUUUGUUUAUGGUGUUGGGGAGCAGUCAUGGGUAUGACCAAAGUCGAGCAAUUUCUAAUUACCAUUUUAAUAGAAACUAAUAGAUAUCCAAAAAGGCAUUAUCUUUUUAAUUAAAGUACUGAAAUAACAAUCACCCCUGCUCUUUUUAAAAAUGCUUCCUUAUUGCCAAAGGUGAAUUGAUUAACAAAGUUAAGGUUGUGCUUCCAUUAGGUUUUUUGCACCUAAACACAAAAUAAGAACAUUGAGUGUUUGAAACAUCCUUUUUUUUGUUUGUUUGUGCACCACAAACAGGCAAUAUAUGCUCAGUCAGUAAUGAGACAAUCAGUUGAAAGGGCUUUUGAUUUUGCCAUAGAUUUCUUUUUUUUCAUAAACACGCCAUAGCGUCAACACUUUUUUUUUUCAAUUAGGAAGAGCUAUACAUAUCUAUAUCUCUUAAUUCAAGCAUACUUUCAGGUGUGAAAUGUGGACUUGUUCUCAAUUAUACCAAUACUAUUGCUUUCAUUACAGUAUAUCAGGAUUUUAGUGAUUUAGAUAGAGUAGCUUUGAAGUAUUGUAACAUUAACUGAUAUUUUAUGGGUGAAUGAAGGUGUGUAGACAAACGAAAUGGUAACGUUAGAUGUUUAAAGGCUGUGUGGAGAGCAUAUUUAUACUGAUUCACGAAAUUACCUCUUCCUCUUUGUAAUGACAGGUUUUGGCUGCUUAAACAAGUUUCUCCACUCCACGCAGACCUGAUAUAAAGCACUUGCUUGUUCAGUAACAAAAAAGGAUGAAAAAAAUACGCUUUUGCAUCUGUCACAAGCUGUAAAUGGGCAAAUAUCUGACUUCUACUUGCAAGAGUACAAAUGUGCAUGUGUGCAAAUCAGAUUAGUCAAGUUAUAUCGGAGUGUUUUGCCUGGGAAAUAUUUCUAAGUGGGCUACAUGACUAAGAGGAAGUCCCUCAUGGGAGUUUAAUUCAAGCUUAUUUACCUGUACUUGAGCUUGACUUUUAUCACGUACAAUAACUUUUGCUGUGGUUUGGUGGAGGGAAUCAGUGCAUGUGUAGACAGCAACAGGGUACGAUAAUGAAGUGCAAGUUGAUGAGAGCUUAAAGUUAUUUGCACUGCCAGUUAUACUGCUUGUAGUUGUAAAAAAAAUAAAAAAUUAUUUAUAAAUUUAGUCUAGCUAGUCGUACCACAUGUAGUUGAGUUCGAAAAACAAGUGCCCGUGGAGCCUGUGAUUAGUAAUACAUUUCAUUUUGGUGCAAGAAAAAGUGCUGCUUUCGAUUGUAUCUUGGAGCUAAUUUUUUAGAUGUGAUCUUUGUCUAUUUAUUAGCGAAAAUAAUUCUUAUCCAGCCAAAACAAACUAAAACGUACUUGUUUUAAUUCCUCAAAUUUCUCGUUGUCUUAUUGGCAUUGCACUAAAAUCGUUGAAUUGUUUUGUCGAAUGUAUGCCAUGAUGGUAGCAGCUUGCUUCGAUGUUGGUGAAAAACUUGUAUGCAGUAGUUAGCGAUUAAAUAAUUAGCUUGACAACAGGAGCCCUUUCAGAACUUUUAAUAGAGUUGGUGCAUUAGGUGUUCUGUGUACGAACAAUAAGGGAACCGGUCACAAAGAGGCAAGACUUUUUUGUAGGGUAGAGUACUGAUAACUGAUAAGGGGGGUUUCCUCCCUAAAUCAUUUAGUGCCAUAACUUUUCUUUUUCCUUUCUCAUUUUGAUACGUUUGUAAAAAUGUGAAUGAAUGAUUCCUUGGGUUCAGUUUUUGAGUGUGCGUCAAGACCAUUACCAAAAAAGAAAACGAACGAAGUCCAAGCUAACAUAAGCUACUGUGCCCAUUAUAUUUUUUGGAGAUCCACAUAGUGUUAGUUAUUGUAAAAUGCCAGUACGUUCACAAUCAGACUGUCUAAAAAUGUCAGUAUAUACUAAGCUAUACUGAUGGGCUGGUUAGCCUUUGGUGGAGAUCACCUCCAUCUGAAAGCUUUUAUGGCUACGCCAUAACUUAGCAUUUGCCCUUAUAAAUGGAGUAGCUGGAUUUGAGUCAUUCAGUCAACGACUAAUUCAAAAAUGAUAUUUUAUAAAUGUUCCAGUGUAAUCGAUAGUUCCCACAAACCAUUGAUAAUUUGAGGUUUAUUUCUAAGCAAUGGAAUUACGAAACGCCUUAAUUUCAUUAUUAACCGAAGGGCAAAUUUGACAUUUACCAAAAUGACACAUUUACAUAGCUUUUCUUGUUUUAUUCUGGAUCAGCAAAUUGUGAGCUUGUUUUUUGUUUGUUUUUACGCAACUUUGCUAUGAAGGGCCAACUGUUGACCAAGUUAUAAUGGUUGCAAUUACAUGCAGGCAGUUGGAAACUAGAGUCGUCUAAUAAUUGUAACCAUUUUGUUGGAAAGCAGAUUAAUUGUAGCUUAACUCAGUGUCCUUAUUGUAUGUCCAUCCUCGCAUUUUUGUAUCGAUAUAAUUUUUUUUCUCGCAAAGGUAUUAAUGGCUGAUAGAAUGUCUGAUUUACCUCAGUGGACCUCAGCGUCCCUACUACUUGAAGACGCAUCCAUUUAAGGCAAUACUCAAAACACCCGUUUCAUUUAACCUAUGUCUAUCUCCCAACUUUUUGCCUUAAGAGGAAACGGUAUAGUUCAGCAGUCGCAGCACUUGAGAGAUUUUGUCAUUAACGUGGGAUCUCGUUUCGAUGAGAUUCAUAAGAAGCACACUGUUCUAUAGGUUGUUUUGCUGAAAGAUGUACCAUAAUGGCUUCUGGCCUCAAAAUAAUAAUUUUCAUGGAAUUUAUUAGGAGUUUUUGCACUAGAACAUAGAAAGAAAAAAAAAAGUCUUUUUUUAAUACAUUUGUUUCAAAUAUUUAGCUGUAAAAUUUAUUUUGGAACAGCUAAUGUUUGACUAACUUUACUCAUUAAGCAAAAAUCUGAUAAUGUUGGGUUUAGGUUCUCCUAAAUUAAGCAUUUAAAGUACUGAUUUAUAAAAACACCAAUUUGCAGAAAAAAUCAGUAUGGGAACACGGGUAGUGAAUGGUAAAAGAUCUGGCAAUACAUCUUAAGAAAAAAAGUAUGUAUUAUCCAAUGCUAAAUAAUUUUAUACAGGACAGAGUAGAUACAUUUUCUCCCCAUUUUUCUGUGUCUUAGUUGAAACAUUUAGGUAGUAAAUACUUGUGUGAUGUUAUAAAUGCAAAUAUUUCUAACAAAGUAAAUAACAAGAGCACAAGAAGAUGUGCUGUACAUAAUUCCUCAAGAAGUGUGGUCGGAAUUGCCUUGACGUGGCAAUCUUACCUCGUAAACUAGCUGUCCUUAAAAUCUAUCGUGCUAUAUAUACUGGUACAUGAAAUUUGGGUGGGCUUUUAGCUACGCAUGCUCCGUGCAACUGGAAUCCUAAGGUCACGUUUUGAGGCCUUGAAAUGGAAAGCAUUGGCUUUUUCAAGAGGUGCUCUUGAACUUGAUGAUGUCCUUCACCCUGGCUUAGUGUUACUUCAUGUUUCUACUCAGUAAGCGCUAAUAGUUCAAAUUGUAAAUCUGCAAGCGAAUAAUUUAAUCAAAAAUAGCUGCUUUUUGUUGUUCUCGCCAGCAGCUUGUUUUCAUAAGGCUAGUUAGAAAACCACCGGAGCCUGACUGAGUGACUGACCUGACAGGGCACGUAGGGAUCCCUUUAAAAAACAUUUUCAUAUUUUAAAAAAAA